This is a messenger RNA of Adineta steineri, 900 nucleotides long. Lineage: Eukaryota; Metazoa; Rotifera; Eurotatoria; Adinetida; Adinetidae. The record is from the annotation of a GenBank genome assembly.
AUGAUUACCAUUGGUUGUGUUAGUCUUUUAUUACUUUCAUUUGUCAAUAAUGUUGCUAGCAAUUGCUUAGUUACCGGUUAUUGUGGUACUAAUCAAUGCUGUUCAGCAUUUGGUAGCUGUGGUGCAGGUGCUUCAUAUUGUGGUGGAGGAGCUGUUGCAUAUCCAGGAUGGUCAGGUACACCAUAUGUUAGUGGUGAUUGUCGUAUCGUAGGCUGUGGAGCUGGUUAUUGUUGUUCACCAUACGGCUAUUGUGGCGCAUCAACUGACUAUUGUGGUACUGUUGUUGUUGUUGCACCUGCGCCUGCUCCAGCUGCUGCUGUAGGUCAAUGUCGUUUAACUGGUUGUCCAGCUGGUUCAUGCUGUUCACAAUAUGGAUAUUGCGGAAAUACAGCCGCUCAUUGCGGUGUUGCUACCUAUGGUAAUUGUGGUGCUACUGCUUGUGGUUCUGGUCUUUGUUGUACACGAUAUGGAUAUUGUGGUUCAGUUAAUGUCUAUUGUGCAUUUCAACGAUCAGGAGCAAGUAAUGCUCAACCAGCUCCACUUGAAGGUGAAUUCAGAGGAGACGCAACAUAUUAUAAUGAAACUAAAGUUAGUUCACAAUAUUCAACAUGUGGUACUGAACGUGGUCGUUCAUUAAAUGAAGAUAAAGAAAUAGUUUAUGGUGCUGCUCUCAAUCAAAUACAAUUCGAUCCAUACACUGUCAAUGGUAUUCCAAGUAAUAAUCCAAUUUGUCACAAGAAAGCUUUAGUAAAAGGACCAAAAGGUGAAAUAACAGUUCGAUUUAUUGAUCGAUGCCCAGAUUGUAAAGAAGGUGAUAUUGCUUUAACACAAGAUGCAUUUAUUGCUCUUGCCGGAGAACUUGGCACUGGUCAUACAAACGUCGAAUGGCAUUUUAUUUAA